Molecule: messenger RNA, 1774 nt
Organism: Cyanistes caeruleus (blue tit)
Lineage: Eukaryota; Metazoa; Chordata; Aves; Passeriformes; Paridae
Gene: PDGFRL
Product: platelet derived growth factor receptor like
Source: RefSeq, a predicted model, not a curated record
CCCCUCUCCUCCAAGGAAACCAUCAAGUUUCAAGGAAUGGCUUUUUACAGCUCGUUGUGGGCAGAAACAUACAUGCGGCAAACAUCAAGUUUACCACCCUCGUCUCUUCGCUAGCAGCAGAGAGAGACGUGCGCCGUGUCAAUGCGCUUCUCACGGGCAUCCGCGAAAACUGUGUCACGGCCUAUGGAGUCCCAGGCUGGACCAGAGAGAGCCCUCCUCUGUUUUCCACAGUGAGUUAUUGGACAGCCUGCAAAGAGUAAGCGUCCCAAAGAACAUGGAGAAAACAAAAUUAAGCCUGUUAACAAGAAAGUAAAACCCAAGACUCCCAAAAUGAAAGAGAGAGAAUCCAUGGACUCCUCUUUGAAGUCUCAGUCCAUACUGACACAGAUGACGGAUAAAGGUCAUUUCCAGAAACUAGCUGCCACCUUAAGCCUAGCUGCAGGAGAAACCAUAGAACUGCGAUGUAAGGGGAAUAAUGUUACUUGGAGCUAUCCUCCUUAUUUAGACACCUUCAAAGACUCCAGACUCAGCAUAAAGCAGCUCGACAGGUACAGUCAGCUGAUCCUUGCAAACUCCACUGCAGCAGACACAGGUGAAUACAGCUGCUGGCUUCAGCUGUGCAGUGGUAACAAAUGCAGGAAGGAUGAGACUAAAACAGGGUCAACAUACAUCUUUUUCACAGACAAAGAGGAACUUUUUGUACCUACUCCCAGUUAUUUUGAGAUUGUCUACCUGAACCCAGAUAAACCUGCAGUCAUCCCAUGCCGUGUUACUACUCCUUCAGCAAAAGUGACUCUUCACAGGGAAUUUCCAGCAGGAGAAAUUGAAACAGAUGGAACUGAUAUUAUUUAUGAUGCAAAGAAGGGUUUUGUAUUCCAGCACCCAACUUCUGAUCAUAAAGGUAUUGUCUACUGCAAAGCAGAGUCACAGGGAGCACCUCAGAUUUCCAUCAAAUACCACCUACUGUAUGUGGAAGUUCCCAAGGGCCCACCCUCAACCACAAUUGCAGUGUCAUCCAGUAGAGCCGGACUCAGUGACAGAGUUCAUGUGGUCUGCACAGUCCUCGGGGAGCCUGAUGUGGAUGUGAACUUCAAGUGGCAGUAUCCAGGACAAGAGUCCGGGAGGCCUGUGAUUAUUCAAAACUUCUGGAGAUUGAUAAACAGAGGAAUUGGACAUACUACAAGAAUCUCAAAGAGUGUUCUUCUUGUGGAGGAUUUUGAAGACAUAGAUGUGGGAAACUAUGUUUGUAUAGCUCAGAACCUACAAGGAGAAACAACAGUAGCUACCAAAGUUGAACUGAAGUGAUAGAAAAGACUUCUGGAUGUGGACUGGCCUCUGUUAUUUGACAUUACAGCAAUUAAUUUUCUUUAUUACGGUUUAAAUAUAGCUUCUCACUCACUGUUUCUUUUAUAUGUCAAUGCAUUGCAUGUUGACUAGUUUGACAGGCCACAACAGAGUUUACUCUGUCCAGCAGUAGUCAGUUGUGAGUUAAUGAAACUACUAUGAAGCAUGAAAGUUUAAGUCUGAACAUGUAUAGGGCGUGUGCAUAUUUAGAAACAGGUGCUCUUUCAGCUUUUCUUUCAGCAUAUAGUCUUUCCCUCAGACUCUUGCAUGAGGUCAACCCGCUGUGUGGAACAUGCAAUUUUAAGAGUGCUGUACAUGUUUAAAACAACAACUAAAAAGCAAAUUAAAAAAGCCUUGUAGCAAAGUUAACCAAUAGCAGUUGUUUAUUUUGCAAGAAUAAUUAAAUUUCUGAACAUUAUAAAAACAUAAA